AUGUACUCCUCCACUCUCAGCUCUCCAGAGCUAAGAGAUUGUCGGAGAUACGCGAGAGCUGUAAUUUCAGCGUCGUUUAUUGCUUCGGUGAGACAUGUACAGACCCUGCAACGACUCGACGAAUCAGUGGAGACCGUGCGGCGUAAGCUGUCGCGGCCUAGAAAAGAAUCAACGGAUACCUCUUCCACCAGUCCAACACCAAGAAUAAAAGUGGUCACCCUUCCCAAAGAGCACUGUCCAAAAACUCUUAAUCAACCGAUUCGUCCGAAGAAUUGGUCACCGAUAACUGAUGGAAAAAAGGCGAUUUCUGCAAUGAUUGAUCAGAUGUGGAACGUCCCAUAUGCUCCAUGCCAAUACAUCGUUCAAUUCAUGUGUACUGUAUCGUUGGCGGCGCUUCAGAGACACAAGUACUGUGUCCGUUGGCAAAACGGUCGUCGCUCCGCCAUUUUCUACGUGAACAUCGAUGAAACGAAAUGGGAAACUAAUGUUUGGGUCACUUUUCCAGGAGAGACAAAGUCUCAUCGGUAG
Molecule: messenger RNA, 528 nt
Organism: Caenorhabditis remanei
Lineage: Eukaryota; Metazoa; Nematoda; Chromadorea; Rhabditida; Rhabditidae
Exons: 5
Coding region: 1-528 (175 amino acids)
Source: RefSeq, a predicted model, not a curated record